Messenger RNA from Taeniopygia guttata (zebra finch), 4634 nucleotides. The record is from RefSeq and is a predicted model, not a curated record. Lineage: Eukaryota; Metazoa; Chordata; Aves; Passeriformes; Estrildidae.
GCUUUUCAUAUUAACAGCUUAAUUCAGAGGGUGGCAUGAGGUUCUCCUUAAGAGCUACCUUAGAAAUCCAGUGUAUUGGUUGAACUCUUGCUUUUAUGGUAAUUUCAUUAUUAAAUUGAAACAGAUCUGAAAACAUAGAAUGGUGGACAAACAUCACAGAUGAAAGGGGCAGCCAGCUGUGUGCCUGGGCCUUUGAUGCUGUCUGAUGGGAGAGCCUGGAGCCUCUGGAUGGGAAAACACAUCUCUGCUCUCCCAGUGCAGGACCCCUUCUGCUUCUGAUCAGCAUCAUCUGUGCUGCUCAGUAUGUGUCAGGGGGCAAAUUGAGGGGCUUCUCUCAAGGCAUGGUAAUUUGAUGAGAUUUUUCACGUUGCCUUCUCUUGAGAUCAAGCUGUUAUCCUGUUUUGCCACUGUGCAUUUGCUUCUUGCUUUAGUGGUUUAGCUUAGUGACUUUUAUGCAUUUUAUUUUUGAUUUUUUUUAUUAAAUUAAUCUACUUAUACUUGUACUGAUAGAAUAUCAGUGUCUUAAUUCUUCUGAACCCACAGCAGCUGUUGCUUUUGCCUUGGACAUGUCUAAGAUCUAAUAUGAGAUUUGAUGUAUCAUGUUGUUUUUCUUUCGUUCCCUUUCUUUGCUGGAUUAUUUUUCUCCAACAAAUAUGCUGUAACAAGUUGCAUCCCAGGAUGCUUAGCUUUUAUUAAGGACUGUGGGAAACUUCAUGGAGGAAAUAGAGGUCUGAAUCCUUCUGCAAAGGAAAUAACUCUUCACUCUAGCCCAUGUUUAUCAUAUUUUGAUUUCUGGCCCCCGAGUGCCCACAUUUCCUACUCACAUGGCAGGAACUGCCCAAGGAGAGCAGAGCAUUGAACCCAGUGGAGAUGAGACUGUCUUAAAUCACUUCAAAAGGGAUCCACAGGCUGAACUGCUUUAAUAAACUUUCCAGCUUACAGUUUACAGUGUUGAACAGAUUUUUUUCUUUUUUUUUUUUUUUUUUUUUUUUAUGAAAGGGUUCACAAGUAAUUCUCAGUAAAAGUAAUGAAUGCCUGAAAAUCACCUUAUAAGUCCAAUAAGGACAGUCUCUGGCAUAGGUUUAGCUCCUUUUCUGCUAGUAAGUAAUCAGACUGUGUUCAAAAAGUGGAAACAGAGAUGUCUAAAUUUCUUUAACAUCUUUCUUCCAGGAGGAAAUCAGCAAAUGAGUAGAGAUGGAUGUGAGGGUGGUCUACUGCCUGUUCCUUUGGGCUGCACACUUCUUCCUGGCCAUGCCACACACCACUCCCAGGGUUCUCGGAAACAAAUCAGAGACUGGUGAUGAGCAAGAUGCCUGCAUAAAUCUCAUUCCCUGCCAAGAUAAUGGAGCAAUUUGUAUUCAGCCUUGCUCUCCCUCCUUCCAUGGGGAGACGAGGUUUGUCUGUGAGGACAGAAAGUGGCAGAUGUUGUCAGAUGCUUGUGCAAGCCUGGAUGUUCAGUCCCUUUUUCAGAGGAUAUCCCAAAGUGAACUCCCAUGCUCUGGAGAACAUCUUCCUUUUGUAGGAGGAGGAAAGCUAGGGCAUGGGAAGCCUGGAGAUGGAGCAAAGCAUUUUGGUGCUGGGAAUCACAGCUGCCAAGCUGAUUUUUCAUGCAUCAUCCCAGAUAUCCUGUCUUCACCAGCCAUCCCAGGAAACAUUGCUGAUAUAGUGGAAUUGCUAAAGAAGAUUUCCCUUCUGCUAUCAGAGAAUGUCACUAGAGGAAAAAUGCAGAGCUACAGCAGGAUAGCAAACCAUAUUCUGAACAGUUCCAUCAUUUCCAACUGGGCUUUUGUAAAGAACAAAAAUGCUGGUUCAAUAUUACUGGAUUCAGUGAAUUUAUUUGCUGGGAAACUUCUUCUAAGAAAUGGGUCAGAAAGUAUCCAGGAGCCCUUCAUCGCUACCAAAGGCUACAGCAUACACAGAAACACUUCAAGAAAGAGCUUUGACUUUUCCAUGGAGUUCAAUAGCACAGGCAAUAUUACUGGGCAGGUGGUGAUUCCAGAGGAAGAGCUGCUGAGGUUGCCCAGGGCUUCCAAAGCCAUCAGCGUUGCAUUUCCAACACUCGGAGCCGUCCUAGAGACCACCCAGCCGGACCCCGCUUUUGUGAACGGGAUGGUGCUGUCGGUGUCGCUGCCCGAGGAGCUCCAGAACAUUUUACUCACCUUUGAGAAGCUGAACAAGCUGGAGCAGGUGGGGGCUCAGUGCGUGGGGUGGCACUCGGCCGAGCGGCGCUGGGACCCGCGGGCGUGCGAGGUGCGCGCCCACAACGUCACCGCCGUGGUUUGUGUGUGCGCCCACCGGCGCCGCGCCUACAGCGCCUUCUCCAUCCUCAUGGCCCCGGCCGCGCCGCGCAGCUCGCUGCUGGAUGCCAUCACACGGGUGGGCCUGGGCCUGUCCAUUCUCAGCCUGGUCCUCUGCCUCCUCAUCGAGGCUGUGGUCUGGCACCACGUCACGAAAACCGAAAUAACCUACAUGCGCCACUUCUGCUUGGUCAACAUCGCUGCCUCGCUUCUCGUCGCAGAUAUCCUGUUCAUCCUGGCAGCCAUUGUGCACAAUGCAGCCCUAAACUACCAGCUGUGUGUGGCAGUCACUUUUUUCCUUCACUUUUUCUAUCUUGCCCUGUUUUUUUGGAUGUUUACCCUGGGCCUCUUAAUUCUCUAUGGAUUAUUAUUAAUUUUUUUUAAGAUAACAAGAUCUGUAUUCUUAGCUGCGGCAUUCUCUAUUGGAUAUGGAUGUCCCUUGGUUAUAUCUAUCCUCACUGUUGCUAUUACUGAACCGAAAAAUGGGUAUUUAAGGAGUGGAGCUUGCUGGCUCAAUUGGUAUGAGACAAAAGCCCUUUUAGCUUUUGUUAUACCUGCCCUGAGCAUCAUUGUUGUGAAUCUCAUUGUGGUGGUCGUGGUUAUGGUGAAGACUGGGAGAUCCUCCAUUGGAGAAGGCUGCAAGUCACAGGAUUUGAGCAGCGUGAUCCGAAUCAGCAAAAACGUUGCCCUUCUGACACCUCUGCUGGGCCUCACCUGGGGGUUUGGGUUAGCCACAAUCAUCGACAGCCGCUCUCUGGCCUUCCACAUCGUGUUUGCACUGCUGAACGCCUUCCAGGGAUUCUUCAUCCUGUUGUUUGGGACACUUCUGGACAGAAAGACAAGAGAAGCCUUAAGGAUGAACUGCCUUUCAUCAAGGCGGAAGUGGGGUCUAGAAAAGGUAAAGUUUAUUUAUUUUCCCACUAAUGGCUAAUUUACCAAUUUACAAACCUUAUUUAUAUGUUGGAAGAAUAGAACCAUCCACUACAUCUUAUACCAGGUAACAUUUUUCAAAUUAAAAUUCUUGCUGAAGGACAUACAUGUAUCUCAAAAGUCUGCUCAGGAUAUUAAGCUGCUGAAGAUCAGAAGUGGCAAUCAAUAAAUUUUGGUGAUUCCUGCAUAACCUACUGCUGUGUUUACAAAGUUAAAAGUAGUAUUUUUAACCAAUCUCUUCACCUGCAACUGUCAAAUCCCUUUUUGUAGACAGUCCCAGUAACUUUUUUCCCCCCAUAUUAGAUUUACUUUAAGGUCACUGAAUAAGGAAGGAACAGAAUUAGGAAUCAGAAAUCCCAAUAUAAUGACCUGUUUGCUGCCUUCACAAAAAUAUGGAUGUGUAUGCCAGCAGGGCUGCUUUAGGAUGUCAGAGGAUUGUUCUACUUUCAUCUGAGGGAUGGAAACCACUCAGAGCCAGUGUGUUUGGUGCUAAUUGAUGUGCACUCAUGAGAGCUUAAGGUUCUUUUAAAUAUCAGAACAAUUCAUUAAAGCAAUUCAACCUUAAGGAAACAAACCGUGUUUUAGCAGCUUCCUACAAAAUCUUUGGCAGAAUUGAAGUGUUGACAUCACUGAGCUGGUGUUUCCUACCUCUGCUGGAAAACUUUUGUCUGUUGUCCUUAGAUUUCUUUUGGUACCAAGGCUUAGUUGUUUCACACAGUAUUUAUAAAAGGGAAUGCCCUUUAGGUGUCUCAAGAAUUACCUGCAGUGUUUUUGCUGUCUGCCAAAAGAAACUGUGUCAGUCCAGUUUGGAUAUGGAAAAGAUAAUUUCUUUGCCUUUUUUCCAGUCUAUUACUCAGUUAUGAUCCUUGUAUUGAAGCUGCAGAGGGUCUUCCAGUGACUCUGUGUUCAAAUGUACAUGGCUUAUGAGGGGAAAAUAAAGGGUUUAAGGCAGCUAUUCCUCCUCACUGAAAUGGGUCAUUUGGGGCAGGAGAGACUGUGCAACUUGGAGAUUAAAAAUCUUUUACAGAUCCAGGAAGAUCCAGUAAAGAUGUUUCACACCUUGUCAGGCAUUAGGUCAGGAUUGAAAGUUUGAAAGUUAAAAUUCCCUCAAAACACCAUCAAUGUAAUAGUCUGGUAACAAUAGAUGGAAAUGUCACUAAUCCCAUGACUCAGCAACAUUUGAUAAAAAUAUUGAGUGAUGUCACUGGGCAAAACUUGAUGUAGAAACUAUGGCUGUGUGUGCUUGGGAAUUUGGGUCGAUGUUGUCACUCACCUGGGUGGAAGAAACCACGAGUAGGUGUUUACUGUGGCAUAACAGAGGGGAAAGAUGUGAGUCAUCCACUUUUGUAAACUUGAGUGUAAACACGGAGUUUGAGCUGGAUAAGUUUGUCACACUGGAGAUGAUUG